Messenger RNA from Spinacia oleracea (spinach), 783 nucleotides. RefSeq lists its product as uncharacterized. The transcript is spliced from 3 exons. The record is from RefSeq and is a predicted model, not a curated record. NCBI's taxonomy places the organism in Eukaryota, Viridiplantae, Streptophyta, Magnoliopsida, Caryophyllales, Amaranthaceae. Bases 82 to 522 code for a protein of 146 amino acids.
CUGUAUGGUUUAACGCUUACUCCGUAUAACCUUUCUCGCGGACUUCCGAGUUGCGAGUUCGCGUCAUAACGAGUUGAAGUUAUGAACUCGCCACAUACUAAGAGUACAACGGAACCACCACAUCAGUGCCCUUACCACCGCCAGCACCACCACCACCACCACCACCUCCUAUUCAUCCACCCUUCUUCUCUAUCCUCCCCUCACCACCACCUCCACCUCCACCACCAUCACCACCACUACCAUGUUCUGCCUCAAAGCAACAACAUUCCACAAAACCCCAAUUCAAAUUUCUGCCCUAAUUUAAUCAACCCACCUCCCCAAAUCCCUGAACCUGAAGCUCCUCCCACUUCCCAAUAUACCCUGAAUUUCAAAGAUGAUGAUCAUGAUGAAUUUGAAGAGGUUCUAGAUGAAGAUGAAGAUCCAAUUUUCGUUAUGACUGAUGAAUGGAGAGAGUUUUUCGCAAAAUCUGAAGCCAGAAGGAGAGCAGCUAAAAAACUCGCCAAGAAACAGGGGAAGACCUAAAGGGAGAUCAUGGAGGCAAUCACAGUCUUAGCAUGUUCUGCCAUGGUUUUCUUUUUCUUUCCUUAUAGAGAGCAAUCUGUUGAUUUGUCCACAGUUUUUGUAAAUCCUCUUAUUGGUAUGUAAUUAUCGAUUAUUUUGUAGAAUGGAUGUUCCAACACAUCGAAUUUUGGUGGAUCAAUUUUGUAUGUUCGUAUAGUUGCAAUUUGUAAUGACUCUCAAAUUGCUAGUUCAUGUUGGCAAAGAAAAGAUUACAACCUUCAA